UACUGUGGUAUGAGUGUCGUAUCAAGGGAUGUUGCUCCGUUAUGAAAUCCCGACUAUAGGUUGUUGGGGAGUUUUAUUUACAGACCAAAUGCAAAAUGAUAUGGGAUUAGAUGAGAGGGAACCACUGCAGUGAAAGGUCAUGGAUUCCCCUAUCCUUCUUCUCCUAGCCCUCCUGGUCACCCUGGUCCAAUGUUUUCCUGAUGACUACCACAGUCACAACAGCACCCGUCACCAUGACUACUGUGUGCUUGGUGCCGGGCCUGCUGGCCUUCAGAUGGGUCACUUUCUCUCCAAGAGUCAGAGAGAUUACAUCAUCUUGGAGAGGAACUCGGGGCCAGGGAGCUUCUUCAAUAUAUACCCUCGACACAGGAAACUCAUCAGCAUCAACAAGAUCUACACAGGAAGGCGGAACCGCGAGUUCAACCUUCGUCACGAUUGGAACUCCCUCCUGAGUGACAGGCCCGACCUGCUGCUUCAGCGAGUCAGCCGAGAGCUCUACCCAGACGCAGACUCAUUCCCCCGCUACCUCUCCAUGUAUGUGAAGGAGCUGGGGCUGAAGGUCCAGUAUGGGGUGGACAUCGGGAAGAUCAGGGCCUCGGAGUCUGAAUCACCUAGAGGCAGGGGAUACAUACUGACUGACCAGCGUGGACUGGACUAUACAUGCAGAGUCCUCCUGGUGUCCACAGGACUGUGGGAUCCUCAGAAGGUCCAGUUUGAGGGCUCAGACCUGGUGGAGGGCUAUGAGUCCAUCCCUGUGGACCCAGAGGAGUAUAAGGACCAGGCCGUGCUGAUCCUGGGUAAGGGGAACUCAGCAUUUGAAACAGCUCAGAGCAUCCUGGGUCGGGCCAGCCGGAUCCAUCUCUACAGCCCGAGCCCGGUCCGCCUAGCCUGGCAGACACACUACGUCGGAGACCUCAGAGCUGUGAACAAUGAGCUGCUAGACACGUACCAGCUAAAGUCCCUUGAUGGGCUGGUGGAGGGAGGCCUUGAGGACAUUGCUAUCGUCAGAAAUGGAGAGGAUGAAAAGAAGCGCUCAGGCAGAAAGAAGAAGUGCAGAUCCAGUGGGAAGGAAAAGCGUGGCAAGCUGUUCCUUACUCUAUCUGAGCUUCUGGACAGUUCGGAUGGGAAGAACAGUUCAAAGGUCACAGCGACAAACCUGCCUGUGUACCACAAUGACAACUUCUCUCUCCGCCUGGGGUUCCGGUUCAACUUCAGCAUCUUUGAUGGCUCGGCCCGCCCACCAAGCAGUGAGGGUGCCAGGGGGCGGUUGCCAGGGGUGACAGCCUGGUACGAGGGGCGGGGAACCCCAGACCUUUUUGUUCUGGGGACGGCUGCCCACUCAAGAGACUAUCGCUCUUCUGCGGGGGGGUUCAUCCAUGGCUUCCGAUACACAGUGCGUGCUGUACAUAGAGUCCUUGAGCUGUGUUACCAUAGCAACUCCUGGCCAUCAAUCAAACUGUCAAUCAGUCAGCUGCAGUCCUGGCUGUUGAGGAGGGUCAAUGAGGCCUCUGGACCAUACCAAAUGUUUGGGGUACUUGGAGACAUCAUUUUACUAAGAGGCUCUCACUGUGAGUACCUGGAGGAGUUUCCCCUCCAGGCCCUGCCCCAGUUCUCUUCUCUGUCUGGCCACCAGCUCUCCAAGCAUGGGCUGCUGGUUCUGGUUCUACAGUACGGGCUGAACCGCACAGACUCACUGGGCCCUGGCAGGGCAGAGUCAGAGUGGACCCGUGCCUGGAGGUCCAACUUCCUCCACCCUGUUAUAUAUUACUACGACAAACUUCCCACUGAAAGGGACAUGAGACACCGUCCUGUUGGCUGGCCACUGCCACGGCCCAAGGCAGUGCAUCACAUGAUCGAGGACUUCUUGACUGAGUGGGAUGGGCCCAUCUCCCACAGCCAGCCACUGCGGCGCUUCCUGGAACACUGUCUCCACACUGACCUCAGGGCCUUCUAUGCAGAGUCAUGUUUCCGCUUUUCUCUUACCAAUCGAAAGCCACCCCUGUUUUGUCGUCAGGGAUACCUGAGGAAGCAUGGGAUUGUUAGGAAUAGUCAGCUGUGGCAGCAUGCCCAUGAAGCUGGGCUAAUGCCUGGAGGACAGGACUCUGCAUCCCCAGACACAGACCCAGCAUUCCCUGAUUACCUUACACGAGCUGGAGCCUCAGUGUCCUCUGCAAUAAACCUUGACUUCUGAUUGUUUACCCAAGGAUCCCAAAACUAAGCCUAUGACAGUUUUGAUGUCCCAAGACAUUCUCUACCUCUCAUUAUAAUGUCCAUGAAUAUAUACAGUAUAUACAGAGUCUACAAAACAUUAAGAACACCUUCCUUAUAUUGAGUUGCACCCCCCUCCCCUCCCUCUUUUGCCCCCAGGGCAGCCUCAAUUUUUCGGGGCAUGGACUACAAGGUGUCGAAAGUGUUCCACAGGGAUGCUGGCCCAUGUUAACUCCAAUGCUUCCCACAGUUGUGUCAAGUUGGCUAGAUAUAUUUUGGGUGGUGGACCAUUCUUGAAACACACAGGAAACUGUUGAGUGUGAAAAACCCAGCAGUGUUGCAGUUAUUGACACAAACUGGUGUGUCUGGCACCUACUACCAUACCCUGUUCAAAGGCACUUAAAUAUUUUGUCUUGCCCAUUCAGCCUCUGAAUGGCACACAUACACAAUCCAUGUCUCAAUGCUUAAAAAUCCUCCUCCCCUUCAUCUACACUGAUUAAAGUGGGUUUAACAAGUGACACCAAUAAGUGUGUCAUGGAAAGAGCAGGUGUGCUUAAAGUUUUGUACACUCAGUUUGUAUAUACAGUACCAGUCAAAAGUUUGGACACACCUACUCAUUUUUUCUUUAUUUUUACUAUUUUCUAAAUUGUAGAAUAAUAGUGAAGACAUCAAAACUAUGAAAUAACACAUGGAAUCAUGUAAUAACCCAAAAAGUUUUAAACAAAUCUAAAUAUAUUCUAAAUUUGAGAUUCUUCAACGUAGCCACCCUUUGUCUUGAUGACAGCUUUGCACUCUAUUGGCAUUCUCUCAACCAGCUUCAUGAGGUAGUCACCGGUAUGCAUUUAAAUUAACAGGUGUGCCUUGUUAAUUUGAGGAAUUUCCUUGCUUCUUAAUGCGUUUGAGCCAAUCAGUUAUGUUGUGACAGGGUAGGGUUGGUAUAGAAGAUAUCCCGAUUUGGUCAAAGACCAAGUCCAUAUUAUGGCAAGAACAAGUCAAAUAAGCAAAUGACAGUCCAUCAUUACUUUAAGACAUGAAGGUCAGUCAAUAUGGAACAUUUCAAGAACUUUGAAAGUUUCUUGAAGUGCAGUUGCAAAAACCAAGAGCUAUAAUGAAACUGGCUCUCAAGAGGACUGCCACAGGAAAGGAAGACCCAGAGUUACCUCUGAACUCUGCUGCAGAGGAUAAGUUAAUUCAAGUUACCAUCCUCAGAAAUCGGCAAUUAACUGCACCUUAGAUUGCAGCCCAAAUAAAUGCUUCACAGAGUUCAAGUAACAGACACAUCUCAACAUCAACUGUUCAGAGGAGACUGCGUGAAUCAGGCCAUUGUCGAAUUGAUGCAAAUAAACUACUACUAAAGGACACCAAUAGGAAUAAGAGACUUGCUUGGACCAAGAAACAUGAGCAAUGGACAUUAGACCAGUGGAAAUCUGUCCUUUGGUCUGAUGAGUCCAAAUUUGAGAUUUUUGGUUCCAACUGCCGUGUCUUUGUGAGACGCAGAGUAGGUGAACGGAUGAUCCCCGCAUGUGUGGUUCCCAUGAAGCAUGGAGGAGGAGGUAUGAUGGUGUGGGGGUGCUUUGCUGGUGACACUGUCAGUGAUUUAUUUUGAAUUCAAGGCAAUUCACGUAACCAGCAUGGCUACCACAGCAUUCUGCAGCAAUACACCAUCCCAUCUGGUUUGCGCUUAGUGGGACCAUCAUUUGUUUUUCAACAGGACAAUGACCAAAAACACACCUCCAGGCUGUGUAAGGGCUAUUUGACCUAGAAGGAGACUGAUGGAGUGCUGCAUCAGAUGACCUGGCCUCCACAAUCACCCGACCUCAAUCCAAUUGAGAUGGUUUGGGAUGAGUAAGACCGCAGAGUGAAUGAAAAGCAGCCAACAAGUACUCAGAAUAUGUGGGAACUCCUUCAAACUGUUGGAAAAGCAUUCCAGGUGGCUACCUCAUGAAGCUGGUUGAGAGAAUGCCAAGAGUGUGCAAAGCUGUCAUCAAGGCAAAGGGUGGCUACUUUGAAGAAUCUAAAAUCUGUUUUUAUAUUUGAAACACUUUUUGGUUACUACAUGACUCCAUAUGUGUUAUUUCAUAGUUUUGAUGUCUUCAAUAUUAUUGUACAAUGUAGAAAAUUGUAAAAUAAAGAAAAACCCUUAAAUGA
Molecule: messenger RNA, 4356 nt
Organism: Oncorhynchus nerka (sockeye salmon)
Lineage: Eukaryota; Metazoa; Chordata; Actinopteri; Salmoniformes; Salmonidae
Gene: foxred2
Product: FAD-dependent oxidoreductase domain containing 2
Exons: 10
Coding region: 140-2191 (683 amino acids)
Cellular component (GO): endoplasmic reticulum lumen
Molecular function (GO): monooxygenase activity; flavin adenine dinucleotide binding
Source: RefSeq, a predicted model, not a curated record